GAGAGAGAGAGAGAGAGAGCAGCUCUUCAUAACACCGGCCCCCAGCGGCUCACAGAUAAAGCAGAAGAUGAUGCAGAUCUGUGAUCAUAAACUCAUAUUUCUCCUGCUCAUCAUGUCAGUGUUGGCAUGUGAGACGACGGAGAUCUCGACUUUCACUGGUUAUGAAGGAGGACAAGUUGAAAUACGCUGUCCUUAUGAGUCUGAAUAUGAAACAUAUGAGAAAUAUCUCUGCAGAGGAGAGUGUCCAAUACUUAUUAAAGACAAAGUUGUUGAAUCUGGAUCUCCAGCUAAAGACGAGAGAUUCUCUCUGACCGAUCACAGAACGACCCACAUCUUCACCGUCACCAUCACUGAUCUGAGAACAGCAGAUGAAGGCCAAUACUGGUGUGGUGUGAAGACAGCACUGGGAAAAUAUGAUGACAAAACAGAGAUUCUUCUACAAAUUAAACCUGUGUCUGUCGUGUCUGGAGUGACCGGACAUCAUCUGAACAUCUCCUGCCGUUAUAACAGAGACGUGAACAACAACAUCAAGUUCAUGUGCAAAGGAAGCGACCCGUCGAUCUGUGAGACGUCGGCUGUCAAAGUUUCCUCACAAACAAACAGUAACGGCAGAUUCUCUCUGAGGGAUGAUGAAUCUGCAGGAGUUUUUACUGUGACCGUCACUGAGCUGACACUAGAGGAUUCUGGGAUAUACUGGUGUGGAGCGGGAGAGACGAGACUCAAGAACAAGUGGAUUUCAGUGAUGCAUCUGAACAUUAAUGGUGACUUUUCAAAGAUGUCACAUAAACCAAUCAGCACAUCUUCAGAUCAUCACAUGACUAAACAGGCGACUAAAGAUAGUUCAUCCAUCAGACGCGUCACAUCUACAACCUCAUCACUACCACCUUCAUCUUCAUCUUCAUCACACACGUCUGAUUCUUCAUUAUCACCACAAUUAAAGCUAGUCAACAUUAUGUCGACAAUUAUGGGGAUAUUGAUGGUGUUUGGAUUGUCAGUGAUUAUAUAUUUCGGUUUGAGACACAAGAGGCAAGGAGUGUGGAUGAAAGGUGUCGUUCAUUUCUCGUCUGAAACCCUGCUUACUGAAGACGCCACUCUCACCAUCUGUCAUUAUGAAGAGAUGAUGUGCACAAACACUCGUGCUGGCUUCAGUUUGGGCCUUCCAGUGUUCGGUGAACACAACGCCUCUGAUUCCCUCACAUAUUCAACCGUCAUAUUUCAGACCACAGAUCAUUCGGACUGGACUUCAGUGGGGCAGGAAUUAAAUGAAAAUAUUAGUCUAUGAUGAUCUUGUAAAACUGAGUGAAACUGUUUGGUUAUAUAUCUGAAUCCACACAUGACACACAAGCAGUGGAACGGGGGAAAACACAAGAUCUAGAGACAUAUCUUUCAUAAGUUGAACUUCUUUUAUCUUGAGCUCCACGUCUUUGGAAGGCCGUGCCAUGAAACGAGACACGAGCAAAUUCGAUUAUCGAUUACAGAUGUCUGUCUUGAGUGUGUUUACAUUGAAUACCAUGGAAAAGCAGCGCGGUGGAAUAAAUAAAUCUGGAAUAAAUCUGUAAAGUCUGAUCAUACUUGACGCGAUGCAUCCAACAGAUCUUGAUUAAUGAGAAGGGCCUGUCUGCAGAAUGGGCGGGGCUAAAGUGUUCUCACUCUGAUUGGCUCAGUCGUCUUUCAUUGGCAUGUAUGAUAGGAAAUGUGUUGAGAGUUGUCUUCACUGAAAUGCGCAGAAAAUACAACUUCAGCCCACAUCCCGCAACGGCAAGAGAGUGUAAUUGUGAAAUGUUUAUUUGUGGUGGACGGUGUAC
Molecule: messenger RNA, 1805 nt
Organism: Pimephales promelas (fathead minnow)
Lineage: Eukaryota; Metazoa; Chordata; Actinopteri; Cypriniformes; Leuciscidae
Source: RefSeq, a predicted model, not a curated record